Messenger RNA from Sapajus apella (tufted capuchin), 865 nucleotides. RefSeq names its product profilin 3 (gene PFN3). The coding region runs from base 385 to 798 and encodes 137 amino acids. Gene Ontology annotation, cellular component: cytoplasm. The record is from RefSeq and is a predicted model, not a curated record. Gene Ontology annotation, molecular function: actin binding. The transcript has a single exon. NCBI's taxonomy places the organism in Eukaryota, Metazoa, Chordata, Mammalia, Primates, Cebidae. Gene Ontology annotation, biological process: actin cytoskeleton organization; regulation of actin filament polymerization; positive regulation of actin filament bundle assembly.
UUUUAUUAAUUUUUUUUUUUUUUUAAGAGACAGGGCCUGGCUCUGUGGCCCAGGCUGGAGUACAGCGACAGGAUCCUGUAAUAGUUUACUAUAAUCUCGUUAUUGAGUUCAAGAGAUCCGGCCGCCUCAGCCUCCCAAAGCGCUGGGAUUACAAGAGUGAACCACCACGUUCUGCCAAACCCGUCCUACAGGGUAAUCCUAGAACAGCCUGGGCACUAAACGCCCAUGCCCCACGUGCCCUAGCCUGGGUGGUAGCUACAGGACGGCCCCUUGUGUGACGUCACAGCCCCGACCCGCAAGCGUCACAGCACCGCAGGCAUUCCCGGCGCGGCGCCUCUACACAGCACAGAGAAGCGCGAGGUCGGGGGACGCACUCGGAGCACGAUGGGCGACUGGAAGGGCUACAUCAGUGCAGUGCUGCAGGACCAGCGCAUCGACGACGUGGCCAUCGUGGGCCACGCGGACAACCGCUGCGUGUGGGCUUCGCGGCCCGGGGGCCUGCUGGCUGCCAUCUCGCCGCAGGAGGUGGGCGUGCUCACCGGGCCCGACCGGCGCACCUUCCUGCAGGCGGGUCUGAGCGUGGGGGGCCGCCGCUGCUGCGUCAUCCGCGACCACCUGCUGGCCGAGGGCGACGGCGUGCUGGACGCGCGCACCAAGGGGCUGGACGCGCGCGCCGUGUGCGUAGGCCACGCGCCGCGCGCGCUCCUGGUGCUCAUGGGCCGACGCGGCGUCCACGGGGGCAUCCUCAACAAGACGGCGCACGAGCUCAUCCGCGGGCUGCGCAUGCAGGGCGCCUAGCCUGACAGCCCAGGCCGCCCACGGGUAGCCCGGUAGCGCUGGCCAAAUAAACUGUGACCUGGGUGUG